Molecule: messenger RNA, 5313 nt
Organism: Linum tenue
Lineage: Eukaryota; Viridiplantae; Streptophyta; Magnoliopsida; Malpighiales; Linaceae
Source: the annotation of a GenBank genome assembly
CCGAUGCCCCUUGCCGGGCUUGUUAACCUACACCCCCUAAGUGCACUUUAGCCUUUCCCUCAGCCAAACCAAAACCAGCGCUUUCUUUCCCCAUCCUCCUUCCUCUCUUUCAUCCCCACCCCCAAAACUCCCCCAAUUGGACUCUUCAGAGUUCCCACUGCCUUCCCUUUCCCCCACUCGUCUCCUUCCCCACCAAAAAGCUUCUAGGGUUUCAUUGACGCACCCUGCCGUUCACUCUCCUUCCGGGUACUCUUGCUUCUCAAUGCCUGCUAAUUGCUCCGGCUGGUUGCGAUUUGGAAACCCUAGACAGUGCCGGUUUGGUCCAUUCGGCGGCCGAUUCUGUGUAGUCUUUGGAUUUACCACUUCGCUCAAGUUCCAUACGCCUCAACUCCCCUAAAUUUGAUUGGCGCACCUCGGUUCGAGCUUCUGGGAUGGCCCCGAGUAGGAAAAGAGGAGCCAGCAGAGCUGCAGCUGCCGCCCGUCGCCAGUGGAAAGUCGGCGAUCUUGUCCUUGCUAAACUUAAAGGUUUCCCUGCCUGGCCUGCCACGGUCACUGAGCCACAGAAAUGGGAUCUUAAGUCUGAUUGGAAGAAAGUACUCGUCUACUUUUUCGGAACUCAGCAAAUAGCUUUCUGCAAUCCUGGUGAUAUUGAACCAUUUACGGAAGAGAAAAAACAAUCUCUUUCAACGAAACGCCAAGGGAAGAGUGCUGACUUUGUUCGUGCUUUGAAUGAGAUAAUUGAUAGUUUUGAAAAGGCAAAGAAACAAGACCGUGUCAAUGAUUUCAGCUCUAGUGAACCAUUUGCAAAUGGUGAGAAUUCUGUGGAAUCAUCCCAGAAUGAUAUUGAAAGCCGGACAGCAACUUCGGAGGCAGCUGUUACUUGCAGAGAUGAUCCUACCCAUCCAGAUAAUGAUGCUGCAGAUGUGCCACUAUUGGGUUCCUUUGAUGAUAAAGAAGUGUUGCUGAAGCAGUCUGUCAGUAAGGUAGAAAAGCCUAUUAUAGCUACUUAUACUUCAAGAAAACGAUCUGGAGGUUCUCGAUCUAGGAAAUGUGUUAGUCAAAAGAAAGUAGUAUCACCAGAAACGCCAAAAAUCUUGCCUCAGCUGACUUCUGGAAGACUGCAAAACUCUGUACUGUUGUCACAGAGUUCCAGAGAAAAUGUGGGGGAUUUACUAGUUGAUUCAGUUAGAGAAGGGUCAGUUAGGAGAACCAAGCGCAGCAGGAAAUCACCGGAGGUAGUGGAAGAUGAUAUUAAGGAUUUCCGUGCUUUUGUCUCGAAUGGCAGUGUCGAGGAUGAUGUGUCUGAAAUUGUUACAGUUGAUUCUGGCUCUGUCAGCUUAAAUGAUGUCAGCACUGUAGAUAGUUGUUACAAAGUAGAGCACUGCGAGGCAGAUGUUGAGCGUUUAGGGGAAGGAGCUGAGUUGGCUAAAGGUCUUGAUUUUCAGAUAAAGGAUGUUGUAAUUAGAAAGAAGAGGAAACCAAAUAGAAAGAGGGCAACCAAUGAGGCAACCGAGCCAACUACUCAACCAGAUACUGGGGUGAAUUUAGAUGUUAGUGCAAAUAAUACUGGCCCAAACUUGCAACUUAACUCUCGAAAUCAGAAGGAAACUGGUGGUAAAGAAGAUGGAGAUGAACAUCUGCCUCUAGUUAAAAGAGCCAGAGUUAGGAUGGGCGAAUUGCCAACUUCCAGAGAGGAACAUGGUACAUAUCAGUCUGAAGGGAAGACCUUGAGUGAUGGUGGCCUCAUUCGGGGGGCACAGAAUAGUGUGCCUCAGGCUGAAGGAAGAUCCUCUUUUGAAAUUGCAGUUAAUAUGGGGAACCAGGUUUCCUCGUCUGUGAACUCUGAUGUCGAUUUCCUGGCCACUAAAGCAGUAAAUGAGACCUUGAAUAAUAGUUCACCAUCCGAGAAUAGUCAAAUCCUUGAAGGAAAGGUUCUGCUUUCAAGGGUGAAAGAUAGCCAACCCUUUGGUCAUCUGGCUGUUGGUGAAUCUGCAUUGCCUCCAAGCAAACGGCUUCAUCGGGCCCUUGAGGCCAUGUCUGCAAAUGCCGCUGAAGAAACGUCAACCCCGAAAACUUGUUUCACUAACAGUGCACCUAAAGAUCUUGAAAAUACAGAGAGAAAACACAGUGAAGAUUCUCUCGGCACUAAAGUUCCUGGGUUAUGUUUGAGUUCUAAUGAGGCUUUGGAGGAAGGUACUAGACCUUCAAUGAAGGCAGAUAGUCCCAAUGACAAAAUGGAGGUUUCGAGCAGCAAUGAAGCUUCCAUGAAUGAGGUGGCUGAAAAUAUUAACCAUGGCAAUGAAACAUAUCAUGACAAACUGGGUCUUCGACCUAGUGCCAGUGAUACCACUUCUGUUCAAGGACAAACCUCAGUAAAUUUGAUGCUUGAUGCUGACAGGCAACUUGCUGUUGUUGAAUCAGAUCAAGCACCAUUGGAGGUCCAAUUGCUGCCUCUGGAACAAGGGGGACCUGAAAGCCUUGAAGCAAAUGAUAUGAAAGUGGAAACUCCUGGUAAAGAUCUUGGGGCACUUGAGAAGGAUUCAGAGAGUACUAUUCUCCAUGCUGUUGAAAUUGCUGGAGGAAAUAACCCAAAAGUGCUUCAGGUUAAUGUUGAUACAAGUAUCUGUGAUGAUUUUGAGUCACAGAAGUCUAGAACUGAUGAUGAUCAACUGCCAUUUGGAGGCUACAAACUAGAAAAAGAUGAUCAAAUACUGAUGGAAGCUAGUGGCAUUACUUCCUCUGAUGACCAUUGCUCUGACAAGGAUGCCUUGGGAUCUCAGCUAGCUACAUUGCCAGCUGAUGAAGAAUCUCCAGCAGGGAUGUCCCCAACCACUACUUCGAUGUGUCAUGUGUCUACUUCAGAAAGUGCUAAUUUCAAUCAGAACAGUGGUGGUUCUAGUCCUAAUACCAAUUCAAACCAGAGGAGAGUCUCUGGAACUACACUUACAGAUGAGGAGAAGAUUGAUUCUGGAGCACUUCAAAGACCAAAAUCUGUUGGAAGAUGUAGCAACUAUACAGAAGCACAAUCUGCAUUGUCAUCCUUUGAAGGCAUGCUUGGACUGUUAACAAGGACAAAGGAGAGCAUUGGUCGAGCAACUCGCAUCGCGAUGGACUGUGCUAAGUUUGGUGCCUCGGAAAAGGCAAUGGAAAUUCUAGCUUGUACAUUGGAAUGUGAAUCAAGUCUACACAGAAGGGUGGACCUGUUUUUCCUUGUCGAUUCUGUUGCUCAAUGCUCUCGAGGCUUGAAAGGUGAUGUUAGUGGUGCGUACACUUCUGCUAUUAAAGCAGUGUUGCCACGGCUGCUAUCUUCUGCUGCUCCUCCCGGAAAUUUGGCUCUAGAAAAUCGGAGACAGUGUUUAAAGGUUCUGCGGCUUUGGUUGCAAAGGAGAAUUCUUCCUGAAUCCUUUAUCCGGCAUCACAUUCGGGAGCUAGAUUCACUUGGUGCAUCAACUUCUGCUGCUCCAUACUGUCGUCGGUCGGCAAGAACAGAAAGGGCUCUGGAUGAUCCUAUUAGAGACAUGGAGGGUAUGCUAGUGGACGAAUAUGGAAGCAAUUCAAGUUUUCAGCUUCCUGGAUUUUGUAUGCCUCGCAUGCUGAAGGACGAAGAUGAAGGAAGUGAUUCUGAUGGAGGCAGUUUUGAGGCAGUCACUCCCGAACAUAAUUUUGAAACCACCCUUGAAGAACGAGAGUUUUCUGGACCUAUUGCUCCUGAAAAGCAUACUCAUAUUCUGGAGGAUGUGGAUGGGGAACUGGAAAUGGAGGAUGUGGCCCCAAUAUGUGAAGUGGAAAUGAGUUCCUCAACCAACAAUGCUUCACACGGCCAGUUUGAACAACAUUUUCCUUCUCAAUAUGCUCCUCCACCAUUGCCGCAGGAGAUGCCGCCAUCAUGUCCUCCAUUACCAUCAUCACCUCCACCUCCACCUCCUCUGCCGCCAGCUGUUGGCCAUCAAUCCUGUGGAACGCGUGAUGCCCAUGUCAGUAAUAGUCUUGAUGCAAGGCCUUACAGGAAUUCACAUUGCCAUCCUUCUGACUGUAGUAGAGAUCAGGCAGACCUGCAGUUUUAUGACAAUUGCAAUACUUCGGGGCGUGGGAUGAGCAAUGGUCACUAUAUAGAUGGACCUAGCUAUCGCCAUAAGUCUCAUCCUCCAAGACCAUCUCAUCUUCCGCCGGCGAACCAUUAUUCUUACGUUCAUGGAGGCGGCCAACACAUAAAAUCCAGGAGAGAGACGCCCCCGCCACCCCCACCACCGUCAUACUCCUCACAUAGAUACCACUCGUCACAUGAUAGUGAAAGUGGCAACUUUUAUAACAAUCAUGACAGAAUGAGACCUGGCCCAUACGAGUUUGGUGAGAACUGGAGAUAUGGUGCACCCCCCUAUCCUGGACAUCGAUAUCCUGAAAAGUCCAGGUCGUCAUAUGAGCCUGCCCCUUAUGCAAGGCCCUCUCGUGAGCCAAGGUUACCGCAUCAUCAAGGAUGGCAAUAUCCUCCUAGGGGUCAUCACAGGGAAUUCAUGCAUUCUGAUGGUCCGGUUUCGGUGACGAACAGAGGUCCCAACAUGUGGCGGCACAGAUAGACAACAUAUAGGCAUUGCCUGUGUUGCUAUACAAUCAUGGUUGUGCAUUUUGUCUGAGAGGUAACAGUGCAAUGCUGGAUUACAUUUAGUUUGGGCGGUGUAGUCUGAUUUCGGCGCUUCACUGCAAAAGAGGGAUGUUGGUUUCAUGUUGUAUAGCAUAUUCGAGAUAAAAUGAUAUAAGGGCGAGACGCUUGAAAGUGGCUGGUGACGACGGUCAACUGUGGAUUCCUUCUGUAUAUAUGUAACCUUCAGGAAUGCUUCUGCAAAAUGCCAGAAAAUAUGGCGGUGAAGGCAUAACUCUUUGGCUUCAAGAGUAUAAGAGGUGUAAACUACCUGUAUGCAGGCGCUCUCUGUGUAUCAUCUUUGCUAAAUGUUCUCCUUAUAGUCGUUUUCUUCCCUCAGGAAGUAACGUAGGAAUUUUUGGUUGUCCAUUGAAUGGUGAAGAGUCGAGUGUCUUUAUAAGAAUUGAAAACAAUGGGGAGAGCUUUUAUCAGUUUAGCUACCGAUGGUGUGGUCCAAGAAUUUUUACUUUCGUUAUGUAGAACAGGUCAGUUGGCGGUAAGAUGCUGGAAAUUGUUAUCUGUCACGCGUAUGAAAUGUUGAGAUCGUUGCUGCUGCGUUGAUGCAGUUGUUCCUACCUGAUUUGCUGAACAUUUCUGCUGCUGAACUAAACAUUCAGAUAAGUCUUGUCAAAAUAGAAUGAUGGUGAUUAAGGGAAAAGUUGCCUCAGAAAUGGGUG